Messenger RNA from Cladophialophora immunda, 1335 nucleotides. RefSeq lists its product as uncharacterized. The record is from RefSeq and is a predicted model, not a curated record. The transcript has 3 exons. NCBI's taxonomy places the organism in Eukaryota, Fungi, Ascomycota, Eurotiomycetes, Chaetothyriales, Herpotrichiellaceae. Bases 1 to 981 code for a protein of 326 amino acids.
AUGAAUCUCAGCAAAUUUGCUGAGCAGGAAACACUUGAUGAUGCUGGUUUGCAGAUGGAAAAGGCCUGGCGCUUGGCGAAAAUUUUGCAUGACACCUUAUCCGCAUCUAGCACGCAUCAAAACACGCCCGCAUUAUUCUACUACUGGGACAGUGAUGACCAUGACAUACGGCUGAAGACGCUGAAGAAUUGCAGUGUUCCCCGAUCGAACUCUACGAACCAUCUCAUUCACCAGGCAGACGCGAAAUAUGCGCAUCACCUUGUAACCGUCCAUCAUCCAGGCUACGAGUCAACUCGCCUAUUCGAGAUAUCCGCAUUUGACGGCGAAUCCGGUGGCAUUCGCCAUGGCACUUUGCUUCUUUUAUGUGGUAUUGUAGCAGGUGGAGCUUGGGAUGGGUGGCUGUCGGAGGAAAAGAAUGGGACGAGAGUACCGGCCGACCUCGAAGCUGUCCUCACCAAACCAGACUACUAUUAUCAUCUUCCUGACCCGCAAUGGCCUGUGGUCCUAUUUUUGGACCAUCUAACCUUCCCACACGGUCGACCUCCGCCUGGAUGGACCUUUGAUGACUCCGGGAUGACGCCGUUCUUUGACUCUAGUGCUUCGGUAUCAAGCAUGUCUCAAGCAGUCAGGGAUCGUGAUAAGACGUGCCGGGUGACCGGAUGGGCAGACGGGAUGGAGCGCGCACAUUUGCGUCCCCGCGCAACCCUUUCGGGAGCCACUUCUGUGGAUGACAUGGCCAACGCAGUUGCGCCUCGACAAGACGUACACACGGAAUUGGACAAGGGCACCUUCAUAUUUGCUCGCAAGCAAGGGAAAUGGGUGCCGCAUUUUCUCAACCCAACCCACAACUUGGGACCUAGAUAUCACAAUACGCGCAUUGACAUGCCUGCAGUUGUCAGCGAGGCGUUUGUGUUCGUUAACACUGCUGUUGCUAUAUUCCCCGAGUCCACGGAAGAGAUUGAGAAGCCUAGAUGGGGAUGAUGAACUACGUGACGUACCGAGCGAGAAACGCGUUCGCUCGGAUCUCCCUCCUGGAGAGUCGCAUAAGACGCCUGCGACACCUACCCUCACUGCUUGCAAAACUCAAUCAGACCUCGGUACCUCCGCAUCUAGUGACUCUGAACUCUACCCUGAAGGUACGAGGAUUAGAUUGCCGCGCCAGCGGGGAUUGAAGGAGGAGCGUAGAUUGAACAAGCACCUAGCUUGUUGUGAUUAUGACGCCGCUGAAGCAGCUCUACACGGGGAUGUUCAACGUCCAUCCGGCAAAGCCCGGCUAUGCACCGAGUGCCUUGGAGUAGAGUCGAGAUGGCGUACCAUAACGGAGCGAACUCGUAG